AUGAAACCAGAUGAGGAGAUUUCUCCGCCGAAUGGCAUUCGUCCAAAGAAGAACAAUUCGAUUUUCAGAUAUCAUGGAAAGACAGACUCAACACGUUCCGUUCCCGUGUCCACUUUACAACCGAUUUACGUUGCUGAACCCUUGGAGAUCGUAGAAGGACCUCAUCAUGGAACUCUCGUUUUGGAUGGUCAGCCGUGUGCCGCGUUCGACUAUAGUCAACUACUCUCGCGAAGUGUCAUAUACAGACACGACGGAAGCGAGACCACACAGGAUCAGCUGGAAUUUCAG
Molecule: messenger RNA, 288 nt
Organism: Ostertagia ostertagi
Lineage: Eukaryota; Metazoa; Nematoda; Chromadorea; Rhabditida; Trichostrongylidae
Source: the annotation of a GenBank genome assembly